AUGGAAUCUCAAAACCAAGAUGCCGCCCAAAGUUCGAAAUCUGGAGGUACCAAAUGGACUUCACAAGAAGAAAACUUUCUUGUUAUCCAUUCAAUGGAUCCAACAAUAUCCAACGAUUGGCUUUUUAAGAAUAUGCCAGGAAGCAACGGAAGAACAUUAAAUUCGGUUGCCGGCCACUUUGGUGAUAUGCGACUCAAAAAGCGACUGGCUAAGAGUUGGAGAGCAAAGACAUGGGAUCAUAGCACUCCAUGGACCAUCGAAGAGGACGCAGAGAUCCUGCAGUGGCACGUUUCAGGCCGAGCAUGUUUAGAUGCACAGAUAUUUUACGCAAACGACCGUGCUGGCGGAGCAGUACUUGAGCGAGAAGCCUAUCUUUGUGAAGAUACAGAGCUAGUCGAGACGGUUGCGCGAAUUGAGGAGAGGUUGAGGUUGAUUUUGCUCGAGCAUGAUAUGAUCAACGCGGACUCGGACAGAAUGAUAAUGCGACAUGCGGCAAUCGAACUUCGACGAGAGGAGUCGCAUGGCAUCGACGAAAUUUUUACCGCAAUCAAGGACUCAUUGAGGAACCGGGAUGGCUAG
This is a messenger RNA of Ophidiomyces ophidiicola, 579 nucleotides long. RefSeq lists its product as uncharacterized. The transcript has 3 exons. NCBI's taxonomy places the organism in Eukaryota, Fungi, Ascomycota, Eurotiomycetes, Onygenales, Onygenaceae. Bases 1 to 579 code for a protein of 192 amino acids. The record is from RefSeq and is a predicted model, not a curated record.